This is a messenger RNA of Schizophyllum commune H4-8, 2176 nucleotides long. RefSeq lists its product as uncharacterized. The record is from RefSeq and is a predicted model, not a curated record. Lineage: Eukaryota; Fungi; Basidiomycota; Agaricomycetes; Agaricales; Schizophyllaceae. The transcript is spliced from 4 exons. The coding region runs from base 153 to 1742 and encodes 529 amino acids. Gene Ontology annotation, molecular function: protein binding.
CUCUCAGCCGCCGACUCCAGCGAAGCGCCAGGGUCAGAGGCAGCACAAGUUCCUCUCUCUGCUCUGCUGGACUGCACAUAAAGAUCGUGGAAUCUUUUCUAUCGCUGGCCAACACUGGCUCACGAGCCAGACCUAUUUUCCUGGCUGCAAGCAUGAGCAUGCUCGGCGAGAAUCUUCGCCCGCGAACGCUUCUGCGCAAACUUUCCAAUGUCGGACGACGAUCGCGCUCGCGGGCGUCGGCUGUCGAUGAGGUGCAACCAUUUCGCCUGCUCGAUUUGCCACCCGAAGUCGUGGAAGUCAUUCUAAGUCUAUCCCGCCCGAUGGCCGUGCUGGCGUUGCGAAAGACCUGCACGGCUCUGAAUAUCGCCUCUCGCGACCGACAAACAUGGCUCGUUAUCGCGCAGAGAACGGCUUUUGAACACAACAUGCCUUUAGGUCCGAAGAAGCGAGCGGCUAUGAGCUUCUCCGACUUGGAGCGCUUUGCUACGGCUCCGGCGCGCUCUUUGCGUGCGUUGAGCGCGGCAUCCGGUCGUUACUAUCUGGGUGCCGAUGCGAAACAAAUUCCCAAAAUACGUGCACGCAGGGAGACCAUUCAUAAAGGGAUCUGUUCAGAACACUCUUCCUACGACGAGAUAUACAUUCUACCUGGUGGCCAAUAUAUGAUCAACGUCGACGAAGAGGCAGAUAUGACCCUUUGGCGACUUGACUCUGCGACUCCCAUAACACUGGGGAAGAUACCUUUCCAACCUCGUGCAGAGUCCGAGCCGUCGCGAAUAAACAGAUUCCACAAAGUAUGCGCCCAUGAGCUUAUAUGCGAUGGAACUGAACUUCGCUUCGUCACUUGCAUGGGAAAUCUCCGCGAGACCGAAUUGGUGCAAAUAUCUGUAUACGACAUCUGCCUCGAAGGCGUCGAGUCUAGUCUGCGUCUUGUCGCAUCCACUCGUGUCCCUUUGCGCUCUGGAAGCCUCUUCUCCAAUGUCAUAUCUCUUUUCGGUACACGCAUAGCAGUCGUUGACAAAGACGAUAUCGUCGUGUGGGACUUUGCCCAUGAUCAACAGACUUCUUGGCCUCAUUUAUUUGGCCAUAUUCAUGAUUGGCGUGUUCUGGCGUACGACAAUCGUGUCAUUGUCGUGGGCUGCCCCGCAGACCCAGAAGAGAUAUUCAAGCGGGAACGCGGGCAGGAAGUCGAAAAAUACAACGUGCGGGCCAAGAUAUCCGUCUUCGAAAUACCAAUCGACGCAGUAGGCCCAAUACAGCUGCUGCCAGGCCUCUCCUUAUGCCUCGGCCACAACCAGUUUCUGCACUUCCCUUGCCGCGCAGUACCAGGAGCGCCAUUCUCCUUUCAAGUGCGCACAUGUCAAUCCGAGUCGAACGACCUGUUGCACACGUACGCUCUCCGUCAGGAUCUCGGGAGCACGCGCCGCUCGUCCGAGUACCUCUCUGUCGCGCUAGAGCCCAGCGCGGACGAAUGCCUGGCAAGGACCAGCGUCACAAUGAAGGUGUCGUGCGAUGCUGGUCAUGCGCUUGUACAGACGGGGUACUCGUUCGAAUCCGACUCUCGCUACAAGAAGAUACACCUAGCGUGGCCGGAGCAGAUCAAUGGACGCAGAUUGCUCCGAGGAUCGGUGAUGCUCGCAUAUGGAGGCAAGUCUCGCAUGCGAGCACAGGCAUUCGAUCCUGUGUCGGGCAGGUUAUGUGCCCUCAGGUCAGAUGGUGGGCUCCUUGUCGCGGAUUACAUCUAGGACCGUAAUGGACGCGGAUGUGUGGGUCCACUCUUCCGGCGUUUGCCGACUUCCUGAUUUAGUAAUUUUAUGGUCGAUUACGAUCCUUGCCUUCGACCGCCGUAGGCAAGCUUUUGUCACACAUAUUUUGGGAUUGUCUUCCGCCUCGUCUGUAUACUCGCGCUGCUGCUCUACCGUACGCAUUGCGACGGGGGGUUCACGGAAGAGCUGGAUUGGGAGAGCGUGUGCGUGCAGUAUAUAUGGCCGGGGCGAGGGCAGGGGCGUCCAAACGCGAGGCGAGGCUAAGGCAGGCGCGAAGGCGGGAAGGGAAAAGGAUAGCAAUGGGCAAAAAAAUAUGCGGAGGGCACCUAAAGCCAGUCUCGUAAAUCAUCCUUCUGUGAAACAGUAAAAUAUGCGGCCAAGUUGACGGAGGACAAGCUAUCCUUCGACCCGAC